Molecule: messenger RNA, 5662 nt
Organism: Heterocephalus glaber (naked mole-rat)
Lineage: Eukaryota; Metazoa; Chordata; Mammalia; Rodentia; Bathyergidae
Gene: Adcy5
Product: adenylate cyclase 5
Biological process (GO): intracellular signal transduction; cAMP biosynthetic process; adenylate cyclase-activating G protein-coupled receptor signaling pathway
Cellular component (GO): plasma membrane
Molecular function (GO): adenylate cyclase activity
Source: RefSeq, a predicted model, not a curated record
AUGUCAGGCUCCAAGAGCGUGAGCCCCCCGGGCUACGCGGCGCAGACCGCAGCGGCGCCGACGCCCCGGGGAGGCCCCGAGCACCGCUCCGCGUGGGGCGAAGCCGAUUCCCGCGCCAACGGCUAUCCCCACGCUCCCGGGGGUUCGAACCGCGGCUCUGCCAAGAAACCUGGCGGGGCGACCACCCCUCAGCGGCAGCAGCGCCUGGCCAGCCGCUGGCGCAGCGACGACGACGACGACGCUCCGCUGAGCGGCGACGACCCCCUGGCCGGGGGCUUCGGCUUCAGCUUCCGCUCCAAGUCUGCCUGGCAGGAGCGCGGCGGCGAGGACUGCGGUCGAGGCAGCCGGCGGCAGCGGCGGGGCGCGGCCGGCGGGGGCAGCACCCGGGCGCCCCCUGCGGGCGGCGGUGGCGGCGCUGCGGCCGCGGCGGGCGGGACGGAGGUGCGCCCCCGCUCGGUGGAGCUGGGACUGGAGGAGCGGCGGGGCAAGGGCCGCGAGGCCGAGGAGCUGGAGGCCGGCGCUGUCGAGGGCUGCGAGGGGUCCGGGGAUGGCGGCAGCUCAGCGGGCUCGAGCUCCGGGCCCGGCGCGGUGCUGUCGCUGGGCGCCUGCUGCCUGGCCUUGCUGCAGAUAUUCCGCUCCAAGAAGUUCCCGUCGGACAAGCUGGAGCGGCUGUACCAGCGCUACUUCUUCCGCUUGAACCAGAGCAGCCUCACCAUGCUGAUGGCCGUGCUGGUGCUUGUGUGUCUUGUCAUGCUGGCCUUCCACGCGGCGCGGCCUCCGCUCCAGCUGCCUUACCUGGGGGUGCUGGCCGCCGCCGUGGGUGUGAUCCUUGUCAUGGCCGUGCUCUGCAACCGCGCAGCCUUCCACCAGGACCACAUGGGCCUGGCGUGCUACGCGCUCAUCGCUGUGGUGCUGGCUGUCCAGGUCGUGGGCCUGCUGAUGCCACAGCCGCGCAGCGCCUCCGAGGGCAUCUGGUGGACCGUGUUCUUCAUCUACACCAUCUACACGCUGCUGCCCGUGCGCAUGCGGGCCGCGGUGCUCAGCGGGGUGCUCCUGUCUGCGCUCCACCUGGCCAUCGCCCUUCGCACCAAUGCUCAGGACCAGUUCCUGCUCAAGCAGCUUGUUUCCAAUGUCCUCAUUUUCUCCUGCACCAACAUUGUGGGUGUCUGCACCCACUACCCAGCUGAGGUGUCCCAGAGACAGGCCUUCCAGGAGACCCGGGAGUGCAUCCAGGCACGGCUCCACUCGCAGCGGGAGAACCAGCAGCAGGAGCGGCUUUUGCUGUCAGUCCUUCCCCGUCAUGUUGCCAUGGAGAUGAAAGCAGACAUCAAUGCCAAGCAGGAGGAUAUGAUGUUCCACAAGAUUUACAUCCAGAAGCAUGACAACGUGAGCAUCCUGUUUGCUGACAUCGAGGGCUUCACCAGCCUGGCAUCCCAGUGCACUGCCCAGGAACUAGUCAUGACCCUCAACGAGCUCUUCGCCCGCUUUGACAAGCUCGCUGCGGAGAAUCACUGUUUACGCAUUAAGAUCCUGGGGGAUUGUUACUACUGCGUCUCAGGGCUGCCUGAGGCCAGGGCCGACCACGCCCACUGCUGUGUGGAGAUGGGCAUGGACAUGAUCGAGGCCAUCUCGUUGGUCCGGGAGGUGACAGGGGUGAACGUGAACAUGCGUGUGGGAAUUCACAGCGGGCGAGUACACUGCGGUGUCCUUGGUCUCAGGAAGUGGCAGUUCGACGUCUGGUCUAACGACGUCACGCUGGCCAACCACAUGGAGGCCGGGGGCAAGGCGGGACGCAUCCACAUCACCAAGGCCACACUCAACUACCUGAACGGGGACUACGAGGUGGAGCCAGGCUGUGGGGGCGAGCGCAAUGCCUACCUCAAGGAACACAGCAUCGAGACCUUCCUCAUCCUGCGCUGCACCCAGAAGCGGAAAGAAGAGAAGGCUAUGAUCGCCAAGAUGAACCGCCAGAGAACCAACUCCAUCGGGCACAACCCGCCACACUGGGGGGCUGAGCGCCCCUUCUACAACCACCUAGGCGGCAACCAGGUGUCCAAGGAGAUGAAGCGGAUGGGCUUUGAAGACCCCAAAGACAAGAAUGCCCAGGAGAGUGUAAACCCUGAGGAUGAAGUGGACGAGUUCCUGGGCCGGGCGAUUGAUGCCAGGAGCAUUGACCGGCUGCGGUCUGAGCACGUCCGAAAGUUCCUUCUGACCUUCCGGGAGCCAGACUUAGAGAAGAAGUACUCCAAGCAGGUGGAUGACCGCUUCGGUGCCUAUGUGGCCUGUGCCUCACUCGUCUUCCUUUUCAUCUGCUUUGUCCAGAUCACCAUUGUGCCCCACUCCAUGUUCAUGCUGAGUUUCUACCUGACCUGUUUCCUACUGCUGGCCUUGGUGGUGUUUGUGUCCAUGAUCUACUCCUGUGUGAAGCUCUUCCCCAGCCCCCUGCAGAUCCUCUCCAGGAAGAUCGUGCGGUCCAAGAUGAACAGCACGCUGGUCGGGGUGUUCACCAUUACCCUGGUGUUCUUGUCGUCUUUUGUCAACAUGUUCACCUGCAAUGCCGAGGACCUGGUGGGCUGCCUGGCAGAGGAGCACAACAUCAGCGCCGGCCAGGUCAACGCGUGCCAUGUGGCAGAGUCGGCCUUCAACUACAGCCUGGCCGACGAGCGGGGCUUCUGCGGCAGCCUCUGGCCCAACUGCAAUUUCCCCGAGUACUUCACCUACAGUGUGCUGCUCAGCCUGCUGGCCUGCUCCGUGUUCCUGCAGAUCAGCUGCAUCGGGAAGCUGGUGCUCAUGCUGGCCAUCGAGCUCAUCUACGUGCUGGUCAUUGAGGUGCCUGGUGUCACGCUCUUUGACAACGCUGACCUGCUGGUCACCACCAACGCCAUAGACUUCAGCAACAACGGGACCUCCCAGUGCCCUGAGCAUGCGACCAAGGUGGCUCUGAAGGUGGUGACACCCAUCAUCAUCUCGGUCUUCGUGCUGGCCCUGUACCUGCAUGCCCAGCAGGUGGAGUCCACUGCCCGCCUCGACUUCCUCUGGAAACUGCAGGCCACAGAGGAGAAGGAAGAGAUGGAGGAGCUGCAGGCCUACAACCGGCGGCUGCUACACAACAUCCUGCCCAAGGAUGUGGCUGCCCACUUCCUGGCCCGUGAGCGGCGCAAUGAUGAGCUCUACUACCAGUCCUGCGAGUGUGUGGCCGUCAUGUUUGCCUCCAUUGCCAACUUCUCUGAGUUCUAUGUGGAGCUGGAGGCCAACAACGAGGGUGUUGAGUGUCUGCGGCUGCUCAAUGAGAUCAUCGCCGACUUUGAUGAGAUCAUCAGUGAGGAUCGGUUCAGGCAGCUGGAGAAGAUCAAGACCAUCGGCAGCACCUACAUGGCUGCUUCGGGCCUCAACGACUCCACCUACGACAAGGCGGGCAAGACCCACAUCAAAGCCCUGGCUGACUUCGCCAUGAAGCUGAUGGACCAGAUGAAGUACAUCAAUGAGCACUCCUUCAACAACUUCCAGAUGAAGAUUGGGCUCAACAUCGGCCCUGUGGUAGCUGGGGUGAUUGGGGCUCGCAAGCCUCAGUACGACAUCUGGGGCAAUACAGUGAACGUGGCCAGCCGCAUGGACAGCACCGGUGUGCCUGACCGCAUCCAGGUCACCACAGACAUGUACCAGGUGUUGGCUGCCAACACGUACCAGCUGGAGUGCCGGGGCGUGGUCAAAGUGAAGGGCAAAGGCGAGAUGAUGACCUACUUCCUCAACGGAGGUCCCCCCCUCAGUUAGCAACUGCCAGUGGUGGCGCCGAAGCCCAGGCUCCACAAGAAGGGAAAUGGCUUCUUUUGCUCCACAUGGGCAGUCUGGGAGCCUGCACUCGGCCACACCGCUGUGCUGGUGAGAUUUCCACCUGACUCAGAAGCAGCCUCUGCCUUUGCUGGUGGGCAUGGCCUCUGGCCCAGGCCCUGGUGCCAGCGUCCUGCAAGCACCAAGCUGACCAAAGAUGUUUCCCCUGCAGAAGACUCUGCUGGACUCAGCUGAACCUUGUUUUCUGACAGGUGCUGCUGCUGCACAGUGGAGGGGCACUGCUAGAGCCCAGCACACGGCAGCAGGCCCUAGGAGGCCGCAGCCUGGACGGUGGGGGCAGGCUGGACGCUGGCCUGGGGUACCAGGGACCCCGAGGGUCUGCUGCUCCUAGCGAGCCUUUAGGGUUCAGACAGGCCGCGUCCCUGCUCCCUGGUGGUGCUCUGGGGCGGGAGUGCUGGCUGUGGAGGGGCCCCGGCCUUCACCUCCACACACACAGACAGCGCCCUGUGAGGGAGAUGGGACUGAUUGUGAAGGGGAGGCAGGAGGAUGCCAAGCAAGGAGUGGGGGCUCUAGGAAAAAGAAAAUAUUUAUUAAAUAAAACAUGUUUUCUGCGCCCUUCUUUAGCUAGUUGUAUUUGUGUAAGAGACACAAGCAAACCAGGAUGCCACGGGGGAGGGAGGGCGGGGGCCCCAACUUGUCUUUUUUGUAUUUUUUAUUUUGUAUUAUUGAAAGCCUUGGAGAUCUAACAGAUAUACCAAAUUCUAUAUUUUGUAAAUUCUCUAUAUUAGAAAACAGCUGUGCACAGUGGGGCGUGUGUGCGCAUUUGUACUGUACGUCUGUCGGUGUGUGUGCUGGUGUACAUGUGCGUGUGUUCAUGCUGCAGACCUGUUCUCCUGCAGGCUCUGUUUCCCUCAUUUCAGACUUGGCAGAGUUUGGUUUUCCCAGGUACAGCCAGAGCAGGGCUGUGUCCCUUGGGGUUCCACACAUUUGGAUGAAGGAGGAGGACGACACAGAGAUGCAUUACCCCAUCUCUUUCUAACAUACACGCACACACACAUCCCACUUCCCCUGAGUAAAAUGCAAACAGAAUAAAAAGAAAACAGCUUCUUUUCCACCCCAGGCUGCAUUGAUAGCAAGGGUCACAGCCUCACCCUAAGUAGGCAGCAUGGCUUAUUUUGUCUGCCUUUCCUUUUAGUGGGGAGGUGGUAGCCAAAGAUACUGAGGAAAGCAAACCCAUUUUUAUCACUUCUGAGGGAGGCAUUGGGAAAAUGAUGCGCUAUCGCAGAGGUGCAUUUACGCAGGGCCUGUGCCCAGAUCCGUUCACUGUUUCUCAGGAAAGGAUUUUUCUCCCCUCCCACAUGAGUCUGGGGAAGGGGAGGCAGCAGCCCUAGGCCGGCUGCUGAUCCGUGACUUCAGUAUCCACCUGCAUCCCUUCAUCUGUGAACCCAGCUCUGAGAAGCAAAACUGUGGACCCCAAACUGCCAAGCCUGAGUCUGUUCCAUGCUUCUGCUGCUCCACCUUUUGAGUUCUGCCUUGGCUUCUCGCCUCUGCCGUAGAGGCCAGCUUCCUCCACCUUGUUCUUGAGUCCCUGCCUCCAUCUGGCCUGCUGGUGGUGCUGGGUGUUCGUUUUGCUUCCAACCUGAGUAGAGUGCGUGCUGCGUUCAUCCCAUGCCCCCGUUGGUCAAGGCCUGUGGGCCCUCCCCAUCCCAGCAGUGACUGGUGACAGCGUGCAGUGCUGGCUCUGCGUUCCCUCUAAGGGUGUGCACUCUUUUUAUUCCUGCUCUUGCAAAAAUGGAUACAAUUAUGAUUUCCCAUGGAAAUUGAAAAGUCUAUUUAAAUAAUUUAACUAUUAAACACUUUCACUGGUAAUGUA